Molecule: messenger RNA, 1555 nt
Organism: Drosophila bipectinata
Lineage: Eukaryota; Metazoa; Arthropoda; Insecta; Diptera; Drosophilidae
Gene: eIF2Bgamma
Product: eukaryotic translation initiation factor 2B subunit gamma
Biological process (GO): biosynthetic process; cytoplasmic translational initiation
Cellular component (GO): eukaryotic translation initiation factor 2B complex; guanyl-nucleotide exchange factor complex
Molecular function (GO): guanyl-nucleotide exchange factor activity; translation initiation factor activity
Source: RefSeq, a predicted model, not a curated record
UUGCUUGCGGGCAAUCAGCUGUUCGCUUGUUGGCUUUUCAGAUUGUGACACGCUUAUAGCGAAAUAUUUUGUAUUUAUUGCACAAAAAUGACCAACGCAGAGUUUCAGGCUGUGGUAUUGGCGGCUGGGCGGGGCACUCGUCUGCCGGAGGUGCUGGGCGAUGCUCCCAAGUGCCUGCUUCCUGUGGGUCCUUACCCGCUUCUGUGGUAUCCCCUAAAUCUGCUGCAACAACACAAUUUUUCAGAGGUUAUUGUGGUUGUUCUUGAGCAGGAGAAGCUGGAGAUCCAAUCGGCAAUGGAAAACACACCCCUGAAGCUGAAAUUGGACUAUGCCACAAUACCCGGCGACAGCGAUUUCGGUACCGCUGACAGUUUGCGCUACAUCUACGACAAAAUCAAGUCUGACUUUCUGGUGCUGAGCUGCGAUCUAGUCAGCAAUGUCAGUUUGUACCCACUGAUCAACAAGUUCAGGGAACACGACGCCUCUUUGGCCUUACUCCUCUUUCCCAGUGGCUUUGAGUCCGAUGUGGUGAUGCCGGGACCAAAGACCAAGCACAAGCCAGAGAGAGAUGUCAUUGGCAUCCAUGCGGCCACGCAAAGGCUGGCUUUCGUGUCUGCCGCCAGUGAUUGUGAAGACACCUUGAAUAUCCAGAGACACCUUCUAAAGAACCGUGGCCGAUUGGAUGUUUACAGUCGACUAGUGGAUGCCCAUUUGUAUGUCCUCAAGAAAUGGGUCAUUGACUACCUUCACAGGAAGGAGAACAUAUCGACUUUCAAGGGAGAGUUUUUGCCGCAUCUGAUCAAGAAGCAGCAUGCCAAAAGGGCACCAAAAACAGUGCAGGAUACCACCUCAGAUGUGGGUGUUGUUACCAAGAAUGAGGACCAUGUUUUGCAUUACGUUCCCCACACCAUUCUCGACCAGAAGAUCACGCAGUCAUCGCUGUUCAACCAAUCUUUGUCACAUGGACCUUACCAUGGCGAUGUGGUGCGCUGUUAUGCCAUUCAGGGGCCCAAAGACGCUUUUGGAGUGCGGAUAAACAAUACCCUUAGCUUCCUGGCCAUAAAUCGGAAGUUGAGCGGCAUCUGGAAUGGUUUGUGCGGCGAGUCCCAUCCGCUUAUCUCAACCGGUGCCUUGGUAAAGUCCACACAAACAAAGGAGAUUAUUGCGGCCGACAAUGCCAAGCUCUCUGAGAAGACUUCCCUCAACUUCAGCGUGUUCGGCCCCAACUGUGUCAUCAAUCCGAAGAACAUUGUAAAUAACUCUAUCAUCAUGUCCAGCGCCGUUGUCGAGGAAGGAUGCAACAUAGACAAUUGCAUCAUUGGCCACCGAGCUCAGGUGAAGACUGGCUCUGUUCUCAAGAACUGCAUCAUUGGUCCCAACUAUGUGGUGGAGGAAGGCACUCACAGCCAGGCUGUGCAUUUGUCGAACGCCGACCAGUACAUGGAGAUAGACAUACAGUAAUUGUUUAACUUAUGUGGCUUCCUUUAUUAACGAAUUGAGUUAGAAGGCGGAUUCUUCUAGCAGGACAUUAAAUAUUACAAAUAGGUACUCAAAA